Messenger RNA from Vespa velutina, 1362 nucleotides. It is a transcript of the gene Gnpnat, whose product is annotated as probable glucosamine 6-phosphate N-acetyltransferase. Lineage: Eukaryota; Metazoa; Arthropoda; Insecta; Hymenoptera; Vespidae. The coding region runs from base 665 to 1234 and encodes 189 amino acids. The record is from RefSeq and is a predicted model, not a curated record. Gene Ontology annotation, molecular function: glucosamine 6-phosphate N-acetyltransferase activity; monosaccharide binding. Gene Ontology annotation, cellular component: endoplasmic reticulum-Golgi intermediate compartment; endoplasmic reticulum; Golgi apparatus. The transcript is spliced from 5 exons. Gene Ontology annotation, biological process: UDP-N-acetylglucosamine biosynthetic process.
UUUUUAAUCAAUUAUUACACAUUACUAAACAAUAUAAUAGUUGAAUCUUAAUAUAUGAUAACGCGUUGUCGAAAAAUUAUUAUUUAAUAAUCGUCUCGUUAAAUUUAUUACACAGUACAUAGCAAAAGUAUUACUACAUAUUACAAUGUAAUAUUAUUUUGUAAUGAUUACAUCUGAUAAAAUUACAAUAUUCAAGUGAAUUGAAAAGUAAUUUAAAUUUACACUUAUCAGCGAUACUGUCACAGAAAAGGCUAGUAGAGAUAAGGAUAUGUAAGCAUACGUAUAGAAAAAACGAAUGAGUAAAGUAUUCGAUUGAAUCAUUUUUUAUUGCCGUUAUAAUAAUGUAAUCUAAACGAUUUUAAAACAAGAGAAAUAAUAAACGAAUAUUCGUGAUAUAAUGCUUGUAUUGUUUUAGUAGGUAAAAAUACUAGCUCGAACGGAACAGAAUAUCUCGAGAAAAAUGUAUUUAAAAAUACGAUAAAAAAUAGAGAUAGCCGCGGGCAAUUGUGUGAGAGUGCCGUUGCUGGAAUGCCACGACAAAGAAUUUUUUUGACAUUAUAUUCCGAAGCAAGAUUAAAAUUAUCGACGACUGUUACAAGUUGGUUUUUCUUAACGAAUUAAAAUAAGUUACAACACGUUUGUUUCUUCACAAUUGCGAGUAAAAAUGAAUUUACAACAGGAUGUCUAUCGUGCAGAAGGAGGAAUUGAACUGUUCAAUAAAAAUAUAUUGGAACGAUUAACAUUACCACAUGUUGAAGGUUUGCUGUUACGACCUCUUAGAUCUACUGAUUAUGAUAAAGGAUUUUUAGAACUUUUGGCACAAUUAACAGAAGUAGGAAAAGUAAAUAAAGAACAGUUUCUAAACAAGUUCCAAAGUAUGAAAAAUACAGGAAUUUAUUACAUCAUUGUUAUAGAAGAUACACAUAGUACUAAGGUAAUUGGAAGUGCCACUUUGAUAUCAGAACAAAAGUUUAUUCAUAACUGUGCAUUGCGUGGACGUUUGGAAGAUGUGGUCGUGAAUAAUAAUUAUAGAGGUAAACAUUUGGGUAAAUUACUUAUUAAUGUUAUUUUGCAACUGGCCCGCUAUUUACAUUGUUAUAAAAUAUCUUUGGAUUGCCGAGAUAAUCUCAUACCAUUCUAUGAAAGUUUAGGUUUUAAAAGAGAACCUAAUAAUGCGAACAGUCUUAAUAUAAGAUUCUCAAAUGAAAGUACUACUGAACAAUCUCAUUUGUGAAUAAAGUACUUAAUUAUUAUCGUUUUUUUUAAAUGUUAAUAUUUUAACUUUUUGUUAAUUAUCGUAUUUAUCACAUAAAUAUUAAACUGUUAUAAAUGAAAGUCCACAAAUCAUAUAAAUUAUAACUG